This is a messenger RNA of Dermatophagoides pteronyssinus (European house dust mite), 287 nucleotides long. Its product is annotated as neuroligin-1-like. Lineage: Eukaryota; Metazoa; Arthropoda; Arachnida; Sarcoptiformes; Pyroglyphidae. The record is from RefSeq and is a predicted model, not a curated record.
AACCAGUCGAAGCAUUUUUAGGUAUUCCAUAUGCAUCACCACCGAUCGGCAAGCUUCGAUUUAUGCCACCAGUAACACCGGCCAUUUGGUCGGAUGUAAAAAUCGCUAAUCAUUUUGGUCCAGUUUGUCCACAACGACUUCCAAAUAAUUUACGAAAUGAAACAUUAGCACUGCAAUCAAUGACUAAAGGAAGAUUAAAAUUACUACGAAAAUGGAAUGAAAUGCUUAAAAAUCAAAGUGAAGAUUGUUUAUAUUUAAAUAUUUAUACACCAUUUGGUGGUAAGUAA